CGCUCUCGGCUGUGCGGAGAUCAUAAAAAGACGCGAGGUCAGAGUUGAGAAGGGUGUCAUUUGCGCUUGGCAACGGAUUACGACGAAAGCUGGUGGAUAUUUUACAUGUUCGGCGGGGUUUAGCGUGCAGAAUACAUUUGUUCGAGUGGACUCUAGCAGUGAACCAAAAUGGCAGCUUCAGGCAUAGCUGAACAUAUGGAAGCCCGUCGUCGCCAGCAGCAAAUGAACAAGAAAGCGGCAUGGAUUUUAGAAAAGCUUGACUCGGAAGACCUGGAGGAGAAACUACAGGCAUAUCGUCAACAGGAGGGUGGGAACAUGAGCACUUAUCAGAGUGAACUGACCCCAUCCUGUGAUCAGACCAAUGCUAUGUCCACAGACAAACAAAGGAGAGACGCAGUCCAUAAGACUCAGCUGGUGGAAUAUUCAGCCAAAAUUCCAAACCGAUAUAAUUCCACCAACUAUUCUCAGCAGUGGUAAACAACAUCAAGAAGACCAUUUUUUACCAUUUUCAACAGAUGUUUUGUGCUUACAAGUUUUGGCCAAGGCAGGACAAUAUCUUCGGUGUUGUUUGAUGGAGCAAUGAUUUCAAGAAAUUCUUUACAUUUUCAAAACUUUAAAUACUGGUUUGUUUUUGUGAGAAACUGUGUGUUCACAUUUAUACAAGAUAAGUUAUUUUAUACACAAAUGUUCAUGGAUAUUCCUGUUUCGAGUCACAAACACUGAUUUGUACAAGCGCUACCGUGUGAGUGUUGAUCAUGCACACGAGAAAUGUUGGUUGUUUUCAGUUAAUAUUACUUGGCUGAUUCUUAGUCUGCCUGUGAAUGUUUUCGUGUAAAUCCUUGGUGUCUGUGAUUGAUUUGUUUGAUUUAAUGAUUUUUGUCAUGGUGUUAAGCCACAUGUGAAAAAUAACACUUGUAUGACAAGACAUGUAAGCUAUCAGGGUAUGGUACUGUGAUGAGAGCUGUCUACAUUCUAAGCUGCAGUAUUAUUGACAGAGUGUGCUUUUUAUGAGCUAUUUAUGUAAGCUUUAAAAUUAUUUUACACAUUUUUUUCCAUUGAAAGAAAGCUUGUGCAAGAGCCUAUCAGUAUUAAAGCUGUUAUGAA
Liolophura sinensis is the source of this 1104-nucleotide messenger RNA. RefSeq lists its product as uncharacterized. The coding region runs from base 169 to 477 and encodes 102 amino acids. The record is from RefSeq and is a predicted model, not a curated record. Lineage: Eukaryota; Metazoa; Mollusca; Polyplacophora; Chitonida; Chitonidae. The transcript is spliced from 5 exons.